AAACAUAAGCCAGUUAUCUGACCGAGUUGCUCGGGGCGUCGCGUCGCGGAACAAUGAUAUUCCAAGUGUUAUUAAUCUUGUGUGUUAUAUUAAUUUUAGUGCUGGUGACUAAAAAGAAUAAAUAUUGGAUAAAAAGAGGUUUAGUUCAAGAGGAUGGAAUUUUCUGGAGGUUUAUUUUUGGAGAUCGCUCAUUAGCGGAGUACUGUAAGGAGACAUACGACAAAUAUAAGGAAGAACACAUUGGUUUGGACUUCGGAUCUACGCCUACCUUGAUGGUGAAGAAUCUUGACGAUAUAGCAUCAGUUCUCGCUGGUGAUUUCCAAAGUUUUCACCAUCGUGGUAUAUUUUUGAACAAAAACGAUUUAUUGGCCGAUAACAUUUUGUUCAUUGGAGAUUAUCCCAGAUGGAAGAUUCUGCGCCAAAAAUUAACACCAGUGUUUACGAGUUUACGACUCAAAACUAUGUUUUACAGUAUAGACAAAUGUGCGCAGGAUUUUGUUGAUUUAAUCGAAAGUGAUGAGAAGUUACGAGAAAAACCUUUUAAUAUUUUAUAUUCAUACACAACGUCGUCCAUAGGAGCAGCGAUAUUUGGGAUAGACACUAGGGGCCAAAACGCAAUGGAUUCGCCUUUAUUAAACAUGGCAUGGAAAGUUCUCAAACCAUCAUUUUUCACACACAUGACAUUUUUUAUAAGCAGUUUAUCUCCAACCUUAUUCAAAAUGUUGCAACUCCGACUUUUUGGCGAGUACGAAGAUUUCUUUAUUGGUACUGUAAAACGUGUUUUUGAGUCGCGUCGCAAUGCUGAAAAACGAAAUGAUUUUAUUGACGUAUGUUUGGAGCUACAGAAGAAUGGAAUAAUGUCGGAUCCAAAUACGGGAUAUGAAUUAGAACCUACUGAUGAAUUACUGGCUGCUCAGGCCUUUUUCUUCUUCAUGGCGGCUGACACUACAGCCAACGCAAUACAUUUUAGUUUAUUAGAGUUGGCAGCAAAUCCAACAAUUUUAGCUAAACUCCACGACAACAUAGACAAUGUAUUUAAAGACGGCAAAACUGAACUCACGUUUGAAGAUUUAGACAAACUGCAUUACAUCGACAUGGUUGUAAAUGAAGCAAUGAGAAAAUAUCCACCAAUUGGCCUGAUACAAAGACUUUGCACUAAAAACACUGCAUUACCUAGUAAUAAUAUGCAAAUUGAGCGUGGCACAGAAAUUUUGAUACCGGUAUAUGCCAUCCAUCGAGAUGAGAAUCUGUUUCCAAAUCCAGACUUGUUUGAUCCGGAAAGAUUUACACCAGACAGAGUUAAAGAUAUGGAAAACUACAGUUAUAUGGCGUUCGGUGGAGGAAAUCGCAUUUGCAUUGGUGUCAGGUUCGCUCGUCUGCAGGUAAAGGCCUGUUUAGCUCGACUCCUGAGCAAAUUCACCCUUAAAGAACAAGCAUACGAGCCAAAACGGUUUGAAAGGAGCUCUUUUAGUCUACGCGAUGCUGAUGCUAAGUACGAGCUUGUGCCACGAAAUAUAAAUAAGUAAAUAUAUUAUUUAAAAAACUGUAAAUGACAUUACGUUCAUAAAUAAAACCAUAUACUAGUA
This is a messenger RNA of Manduca sexta (tobacco hornworm), 1586 nucleotides long. RefSeq names its product probable cytochrome P450 6a13. NCBI's taxonomy places the organism in Eukaryota, Metazoa, Arthropoda, Insecta, Lepidoptera, Sphingidae. Gene Ontology annotation, molecular function: iron ion binding; heme binding; oxidoreductase activity, acting on paired donors, with incorporation or reduction of molecular oxygen. The record is from RefSeq and is a predicted model, not a curated record.